CAAAUACACCUCGACAAGAUUUCACAUAUCCUUGAGUUAGUUCAGGUUAAUUUACGACCCCAUGUAGUCUGUGACUCAGCCACAACCACAGGCUUUUUCAGCAGCACAGACAACUCCUUUAAAGCUCCUAUAAAAAAAAAUCCUAAAUAGAAAAGCACAAAUGAAACUAGAAAUAAGAAAAUUAGGAGGGCAAUGAAAUAAACUCUUUCUAUUCAUUGGUUUGACAGAUGCAUCGGUGAAACUGUGGGACAUGAGGUUGUUGCACAGCUUUGCGAACGCCAUCUUGUGUCAGCUGGACCCAAAGUUGAUGAGGAAUCAUGGUGAAGUUGGUGAUUAUAGUUCUGAUGAUCCUGCUGACCGUGUCUGGGGUCUCUCCUGCCUGUGGUCGAGCUGAAUAUCUUAUAGGGCAGGAAUGCUGCCCUAUGUGUGGUCCUGGUUAUUAUGUACGGGAACACUGCACUAAGUUCACCAGUACGACAUGUGUUCCAUGCCCGUCAUCUACCUACACUGAUGCACCCAAUGGACUGGUGUCCUGUAGAUCCUGCACAGUUUGUCACUCGAUAUAUCCUAAUAUAGGUGCAGGUCUAAGAGUGAAGAGGGCGUGCAGCUCCACUUCAGACACAGUCUGUGAGCCUCUGGAAGGUCACUACUGUACUGACCCAAUCAAAGAUGGCUGCCGAGGAGCUGUGGAAUACACAAAGUGCUCACCAGGGCAGUACAUCAACCAGACAGGUACAGCAUCCACAGAUACUGUGUGUGGUGACUGUGUAGGCGACACAUACUCAAAUGGAUCAUUCACAUCCUGCAGACCACACACACGGUGUGAGUUGAUUGGACUUGUUGUCCUAAGAGAAGGUUCAUCUUCUUAUGACACUGAUUGUGGCCAAAGACAAAACACUGUUGCCAUUGUAGCUGGUAUCAUAGCUGGUGUUGCAGUCCUAGCUGCUACAUGUGGGGCUGUGGCAUUUAUAUGUAAUAGAAGGAAGAGGACAAGAAAAGCUCAACCAGGUAAGAAUGUUCAUGUUUCUUAUCAUUUAAUUAUUGUUAUUAUUAAGGCCUACUGUUAUCAUGAUUAGUAAGGCCUACUGUUAUUAUGCA
This is a messenger RNA of Clupea harengus (Atlantic herring), 1098 nucleotides long. Its product is annotated as tumor necrosis factor receptor superfamily member 14-like. The coding region runs from base 318 to 1076 and encodes 252 amino acids. Lineage: Eukaryota; Metazoa; Chordata; Actinopteri; Clupeiformes; Clupeidae. The record is from RefSeq and is a predicted model, not a curated record. Gene Ontology annotation, biological process: positive regulation of cytokine production involved in immune response; positive regulation of peptidyl-tyrosine phosphorylation; negative regulation of alpha-beta T cell proliferation. Gene Ontology annotation, molecular function: protein binding. The transcript has 5 exons. Gene Ontology annotation, cellular component: external side of plasma membrane.